Moneuplotes crassus is the source of this 2429-nucleotide messenger RNA. Lineage: Eukaryota; Ciliophora; Spirotrichea; Euplotida; Euplotidae. The record is from the annotation of a GenBank genome assembly.
GCAAAAAUAAUAAAAAAUAAUAAGAUUUCAUCCGUCUAAAUGAGAUUUUUCAUUGAUGAUCUACCUGUGGUUUUCCCAUAUCCUACGGUAUAUCCAGAGCAGUACAAGUACAUGUGUUCUCUUAAAGAGACUUUGGAUGGUGAAGGCCAUGCUAUCUUGGAGAUGCCAACAGGAACGGGGAAGACAGUCUCCUUGUUGUCUUUGAUUGUGAGCUAUAUCCGUGAAAAAAUGCCAAAUUUUAAGCUAAUUUAUUGAACCAGAACUGUCGUUGAGAUGGAGAAAGUACUUGAAGAACUCAAAGGUCUCAUGGAUGCUAGGCUUGAAGAAGGCAAGGACUCUGAUGAUCUCCUCGCACUCUGCCUCAGUACGAGAAGGAAUCUGUGAAUUCAUAAAGAAGUCAAGAAAGAAGUUGAGAGAACAACUGUAGACAGGCUCUGCAGAAUCAAGACAGCCGAGUGGGUUAGAAAUGAUUACGAAAUGAGAGGAGGGUUACCAGACAUCGAAGAUAUAGGCAAUGACCAUGACCUUUGUAGAUACUAUGAGGGAUACAUGAAAUCCACUGAUGAUGUGCUACUAAAAACUGGAAUUUACACUCUAGAAGACUUAAAAGAGUUUGGAGAGCAAAGAAAUAUUUGUCCUUAUUACCUUGUCAGGCAGUACUUGUAUCGUGCGAAUAUUAUUGUGUUCAACUAUGCUUAUAUGAUUGACCCAAAAAUUUCAGCAGCAGUUUCGAGUGAGCUCAACAAAGAUUGAAUAGUUGUGUUUGAUGAGUGUCAUAACAUGGACAAUGCUUGUAUAGAAGGGCUCACCCUCCAUAUUGACAAAAAGAUGCUGCAAUUAGCAGUGAAAAAUAUCGAAAAGUUAAAGACUUUAGUUGAUGAGAGUAAGAAGAAAGGGUCAAGAAGACUUCAAUCUGAGUAUAACCAGUUACUAAAAAGCCUGAGCGAAAGCUCACUCAAUGACAAGAAAAAGAUUAGAAAUGAUGUUAUAGACUUCAAAAGAGCAGAAGGUAAAACUUUAGAAAGCGUUAUGCCAGGAAAUAUCAGAAAAGCAGACCACUUUCUUGCAUUUGUAAGGAGAGUGGUGAUGUUUGUCAAAGAGCAACUCACUAAGAAUGAGCUGAUGAUAAUUCAUCCCUCAAAUUUUAUGUUCAAGCUACAAUUUGAGCAAUAUUGUGAUGAGAGAGGUCUUAAAUUUGCACAUGAUAGACUCAAUUCCUUGCUAAAUACUUUAGAGAUUAUCGAUGUUGAGGAAUACUCUCCACUGAAGUUGAUAGUUGACUUUGGAUCAAUGCUUGCUGAAUAUGAAGAUGGGUUCUCUAUUAUCAUAGACCCUUACCCAGAAGACGACUUAAUCCUCGAUCCAAAGCUAAUAUUUUACUGUAUGGAUGCAUCAAUUGCGGUUAAGCCGCUAUUUGCUAAAUACAGGAAUGUUAUUCUAACCUCAGGAACAAUCUCUCCACUGCCUACAUAUGCAAAAUUACUAGACUUUAAGCCUGUAAUAAUGAGGUCUUUCGGAAACACAUUGCCUCGGAAUGCUAUCUACCCCCUCAUCGUCAAUAAAGGUACGGAUCAGCUUCAAAUAUCCUCAAAAUUUGAUGAUAGAGAUGACUCUGCAAUCCUUCGAAACUACGGAGCUCUCCUGUCUGAGCUGUGAGCUACAGUUCCAGAUGGAAUCGUAUGUUUCUUUCCAAGUUAUCGCUACAUGGAGAACAUUAUCUGCAAGUGGGACGAUAUGGGAAUAAUGCAGAAAAUCCUUGAACACAAACUCAUCUACGUGGAGACCAAAGAUCUAAAUAAUUCGGUAAUCGCACUUGAAAACUUCAGGAAAAGCUGUGAUUGAGGGAGAGGAGCCAUCUUCCUCUCUAUUGCUCGAGGAAAAGUUGCAGAAGGAGUCGAUUUCCAAGGACAUUAUGGAAGAUGUGUCGUGGUCAUUGGGAUUCCCUUCCAAUACACCCUCUCAAGGACUCUUAAAUGCCGUCUUGAGUUCCUUAAGAAGAAAAUGGAUAUGGACGAUUCAGAUUUUCUCAUCUUUGACGCUAUGAGGCAAACUGCCCAGUGAAUGGGCAGAGUUAUUCGUAACAAACAAGAUUAUGGACUCAUGGUCUUCGCUGAUAAGAGAUAUGCUAGAAAGGACAAAAUUUCUAAACUUCCUCAAUGGAUUCAGGAUAAAAUUGAGAAGAAAAAUACGGGAAUUUCAACAGAUAUGGGUGUCCAAAUCGCUAAAAGCUUCUUUAAGGACAUGAGUCAGCCCUUUGAAUUCCCAAAAGACCUUCUAUACGAUAACGAAACCCUUGAGGAGCUUAAUCAAAAGCGACAAGAAGAGGCCAAACCUCCUCUUGUAGAUCUUGAAGGAGAAAGUGAUGAUGAAAACAUUAUUAAAAUUUCUUUAGCUGAUCUCCCAUAAAUUCAACUUCUUGCUAAUUUUUC